GCGCAGUUACUCCCCCCUCUGCUUCGGGAACGCACCUCACUCAGCAUGUCGGUGGCUCUGCGCGCACAGCUGCUCCUCUUCCUGAUCUCCCUCUCAUCAAGACUGGGGCUCAGCCGCUACAUUGAGGACAACGAAGCUUCAGAUGGAUUAUAUUCUCUGCUCAGUUUGGACCAGAAAAGAGAAUCAGAGGAUUUUAUUUUCCGCCGACCUCUCAGAUGUCUGGACAUGCUGGCCACUGAUGGCUACUUCACCUUUGUGGCGUCUCAACCACAGCUGGCAUGUGCUGCUUUCAUCAUCGCUGAGCCCAAUGAGGUCAUCAGUCUGGAGCUGUCUGACGUCAGUAUUGACUGCAGUGCCGGAGACUUUAUCAAGAUGUUUGAUGGCUGGGUUCUGAAGGGAGAGAAGUUCCCCAGCAGGCAGGACCACCCGCUCCCGUUACACCAGCGCUACACAGACUACUGCUCCUCCACAGCACCGGGAGCCAACAGCCGCUCCUCUCAGAACGUCGCCAUGAUCUUCUUCCGCAUUCACAGCCCUGACAGCGGCUUCACCCUCACUGUCAAAAAGCUACACAACCCCUUCCCCUGUAACAUCAUGUCUCAGAGUCCAGAGGGCAGCUUUACCAUGGUGAUGCCACAUCAGCGGAGGAACUGCAGCUUCUCCAUCAUCUACCCCGUGGAGAUCCGUCUGACAGAGCUCAGUCUGGGGCAGGCCAAAAGCAAUGAGCUCAGCCCACAGAGGCAGGUGUGGUCGGGCUGUUCGGGGUCAGGUGACUAUGUGGAGCUGCUAGGGGGCAAUGGGGUGGACACCUCUAAGAUGUUCCCUGUAGCUGACCUGUGUUUCUCCCUCAGUGGGCUCGCCCAGAUGAAGAUCGGUUGUGAUAACUCGGUGGUGAGGCUGGUCUCCAGCGGGAACUAUAUCAACCGUGUUUCCUUCCAGUACCGAUUACUGGAACACACCGAGCUCCCUAAGACCCGAGAGAACAAUCUGGAUAACUUCUGCACUGUGGAAUGAGAUCUCUCUCUCUCACACACACACACACACACACACACUUAUGAACAUGCACACACAGUCAUACAAUCAUGCAUCUCUCUGUAAAUACACCAGUUUCACAAAUGCUGUCAAUGAAUAUUUUGUAUUGUUUUUGCCAAAUAUUUUUUUUUUAGUGCCCUUAUUAUUUUAACUUUGAUCUUAGCUUAUUUAUUUGAGGAAUUAUAUGAAUUCGUCUGAAAUUGGUAGAUGAUGGUGGAUUUAAUUUUUUUUUUUUUUUUUUUUUUCAUUUGUCAAUAAAAUCUGUGGUACAUUCUGGCCUAAAUCUUGGAGCACUGAUUUCAAGCCCUCCCUCUGUUGUUCUUGGUUUAUAUUAGAUUCAGUAUUCUUUGGGAGGUUUUACAUCGCUGCUGUCUCUUCUGUUUAUAUUGCCUUGACAAUUUGAAAAUAAAUAUGACCUGCAUGAUG
Messenger RNA from Scatophagus argus, 1458 nucleotides. RefSeq names its product corticotropin-releasing factor-binding protein-like. The record is from RefSeq and is a predicted model, not a curated record. Lineage: Eukaryota; Metazoa; Chordata; Actinopteri; Scatophagidae. The transcript is spliced from 7 exons. Gene Ontology annotation, biological process: negative regulation of corticotropin-releasing hormone receptor activity; hormone-mediated signaling pathway; negative regulation of corticotropin secretion. Gene Ontology annotation, molecular function: corticotropin-releasing hormone binding. The coding region runs from base 46 to 1014 and encodes 322 amino acids.